AUUCAGGCUCCGCGCGUCCAGCCACAAUGACAGCGUGAAGAAGGAGGGAAAGCGAGAAGGCUAUUUUUUGACCUGACUGUGAGUUUUUGACCCGAAUACGAUGAAACAACACUGCGUGGCAGCAGUCGCGAGAGAGGAAAUGCACGCGCAAAGAAGGACUGCAAGGUAAAGCAGGAAAAGUUGCUCUGCGCGCCGAGGCUUCACUAUUCAGUGAGUGCUGGGCAACCCGGUGCGCGCAGACUUUCUCGGGGAGAGAAGCACAGCGUAGAAGCGAGUUAAGAGCAUUUUUCCUGAAGCGACCAAAGUGUGUGGAUCAUGGCUACGGAGGAAUCAGGUGGCUUGGCGCAAACCGCCGCCGUUAAACUUUCGGAGAUGGGGGAAAGAACUAAACAGUUAGGAAAUGCGAUCCAGGACCCCGAGCGACAAAGAAGGAUUAUUCUAGUCAUUGUGUGCGUGGCACUUCUGCUAGACAAUAUGCUUUACAUGGUCAUCGUGCCAAUUGUGCCCGACUACUUAGCGCACUUAGAGAGCGAAUCGGAGCAGGCGCAUGUAAAAGGUAAUUCCUCAAUUAACAUCACGCAAAACGAGAACUUUGACCUGCAGAUCGGCGUGCUUUUCGCUUCAAAAGCCAUUUUGCAGCUCCUUGUCAAUCCUUUGACUGGAACUUUCAUAGACCGAGUCGGCUACGACAUCCCACUUUUAAUUGGACUCAGUAUCAUGUUCGUCUCAACGUGCAUUUUUGCCUUCGCCGAGAACUACGCGACCCUGUUCAUGGCGCGCAGUCUGCAAGGGCUCGGCUCGGCGUUCGCAGACACUUCAGGAAUUGCCAUGAUCGCGGACAAGUACGCGGAGGAGUCGGAGAGGAGUCGCGCGCUGGGCAUUGCCCUCGCCUUCAUCUCCUUCGGAAGCCUGGCGGCUCCCCCGUUUGGAGGGGUACUGUAUGAGUUCGCGGGCAAACGCUUCCCGUUCAUUGCGCUCGCAUGUGUGUGUUUGGCAGACGGUAUACUAUGCCUGACUGUGCUCAAGCCCUUUUCCAGUAGGACUAGAGAGAACAUGCCGGUCGGCACCCCAAUUUACAAACUAAUGAUCGACCCGUACAUAGCGGUCGUGGCAGGAGCUUUGACCACAUGUAACAUUCCCCUUGCUUUUCUGGAGCCCACCAUCGCAAACUGGAUGGAAGAGACCAUGAAUGCAUCCCAAUGGCAGAUCGGGAUCACCUGGCUGCCAGCCUUCUUCCCUCACAUAUUAGGCGUUUAUCUCACUGUCAAGCUGGCAGCAAAGUAUCCACACUUGCAGUGGUUUUAUGGUGCACUUGGCAUGGUCAUCAUUGGUGCCAGCUCGUGCAUUGUGCCGGCUUGCAAAAACUUUGAGCAGCUGAUAAUCCCCCUGUGUGGCGUUUGCUUCGGCAUUGCACUGGUAGACACAGCUUUAUUACCCACACUCGCUUUUCUAGUAGACGUCCGCCACGUGUCUGUGUAUGGUAGUGUAUACGCUAUUGCAGACAUCUCCUACUGUGUUGCCUACGCGCUGGGCCCGAUCGUGGCCGGUAAAAUAGUGCACGACCUCGGUUUUGUGCAGCUCAAUCUGGGCAUGGGUCUGGCGAACGUACUUUACGCACCAGCCCUGCUACUGCUGCGCAACGUGAGCUUAAUGAAACCAUCCCAUUCCGAGAGAAACAUGCUACUGGAGGAGGGAGCCACAGGUCUGUACGACACGAUUAGAAUGGAAGAACGCCAAAGAAAGAAGCACGGCUACAGUUCGUCCGGUAACUGCGUGCCGAUCGACGAGAACGGGACAUUUGCUGGACAAUCAAAGUCAUUCUCUGAAGAAGAGACGUCCGAGCCAGAAUACAUAUAGUCUGAGUUGUCUGUCCCUGAUACAAUCCUGUUUAAAAGAAAACCUCUGCUGAAUAUAAAUGUUUUUCAUUCACUCAUUUACAUGUUACUCAUUCUCCCGAGGAAAAACCUGCUGGUGAACGGCUUACAAUCAUACAAUGAUUUAUUCAAUUUACUCAAAUGAUGAGAUCAAUAUUUUUUUUCCUCCAAUACAAAAAAAAUGCAAAAUAUUUAUUUAAUUGUAUAGUAUUCCGCUGUAUUAAGUUGUAUUCAGGGAUAUAAAUAUGGUGCAAACAUAUUAAAUAUGAAGAUGCGUGUGUACGUAUUAAAUGGGCCUUCGUUCAAGUUAUUCCGCCGAUUUUGUGCUGUUACAACUAAUAUGCAAAAUGUCACCUGACACCUUCAUAGGAAAAAAAAGAUGGAACUGGUGUGAAUCCUGCCUUCUCAGUGUCUGUUUCGAGUAUUAAAUGUUUAGGGUGUGUUUCUGGAAUGCAUUGCUGUAUAUUACGAAUUAUAAUGGUGUACAUAUGUGCAUAUCAAAUGUACAUAAUUAAAGAAAACUGUGAGAUGC
Danio rerio (zebrafish) is the source of this 2406-nucleotide messenger RNA. RefSeq names its product solute carrier family 18 member 3a (gene slc18a3a). Gene Ontology annotation, biological process: proton transmembrane transport; organic hydroxy compound transport; neurotransmitter transport. Gene Ontology annotation, molecular function: transmembrane transporter activity. Gene Ontology annotation, cellular component: membrane. NCBI's taxonomy places the organism in Eukaryota, Metazoa, Chordata, Actinopteri, Cypriniformes, Danionidae. The record is from RefSeq and is marked provisional.